This is a messenger RNA of Cladocopium goreaui, 1182 nucleotides long. NCBI's taxonomy places the organism in Eukaryota, Dinophyceae, Suessiales, Symbiodiniaceae. The record is from the annotation of a GenBank genome assembly.
AUGGACGGCACCCAUAAGCGCGGGGGAGCAUUCACUGCCGCGGGUAGGGCAGAUGCGUCUGAGUACCGGGCCUUUGCAGAGCAUGUGCACGUGAUGGAUGUGAAAGGUCCUCCAGCUGAGGGCUACUACAAGCGGCUGAAGGAACUCGUGCUUGAUCAGGCCAAUUCCUCUGAAGCUGAAGUCAUUCGCCUGGACCAAGUGACUUGUGACCUUUCUCCUGGUGACGGACGGUGGCGUUGGGUCACACGAGAAACGAUCCUGCACAAGUUCGAGCUAUGGUCGGCUGGUGGGGCAAACUGGGGACCAACAAUCCAGCUCUGUGGAUCAGACGUCGUGGUAGUUGGAGCGCUGCACCCAGAACACUUGCACAGGCAUCGCAUCAAUGGGAAGAGGCAUUGCAAUUCUGCCAAGUCCGCGCAAGCGUUGUGGCAAAAACGGCCUGACCUUCGAAGCCACUUUGCCAAACUCGCCCAGCAAAAUGUCCAAAAAAAUGAAGAAGCCCGGAAUGCCUUCCUUCAAGGAGUGCAAGCCCAGCCUGCAGUGAUGACCCCAUGCUCUAAUGCUGAAAAGGCAAAGCCAGAAGCCAAUGUCUUCCUUCUCAAUGGAGUGCGUUUGCAUAUAAAUACUGUGUUAGGGCAAGGCACCGAUGGGUUGGCUUUGGAGUUUGCUUUGAAGUUAUACAAAUGCAAUCAAGCAGGGUAUGCUUUGGUCGAGGCUGGCAAGGAGUUUCAAUUUUUUCGGGACCUGCGCGGCUCUCCAUUUGUAUUGGAUUGCUACGGAGCUGUCGCCAAUAGCAAUGGGAACACUGGCUUGCUUCUUCCAUUGGCAUCAAUGUCUUUGGCGAAUCUCCUUCAGAAAAAAGAUCACCCAACACCAGCUAUCCCAACUAUUACCCAGUUGCUGUGUGGCCUAGUUCAUUUGUGUGAGCGAGAAGUUCUGCAUUGUGAUUUGAAGCCAUCCAAUAUAUUGGCUAUGCCUGAUGGCCGCUUCGUGAUCACUGACUUUGGCUUGGCCAAGCGGCUCCAUGGUGGGCGUGUGACAACCCAUGGGAAUUUUUGUUACAGUAUGCCUUACCGGCCUGUGGAGGCAUUAGCUGCUGGAAAAGACCAGGCUGGCCCAUGCCCAUAUCAAAAGCUUGUCCAGUUGAACAAACUUGAACAUAGUUGCUUCUUGUGUCCCUGA